This is a messenger RNA of Diaporthe batatas, 832 nucleotides long. RefSeq lists its product as uncharacterized. Bases 394 to 639 code for a protein of 81 amino acids. The record is from RefSeq and is a predicted model, not a curated record. Gene Ontology annotation, cellular component: cytoplasm. The transcript is spliced from 3 exons. Lineage: Eukaryota; Fungi; Ascomycota; Sordariomycetes; Diaporthales; Diaporthaceae.
GUCAUUUCCGCACUUAUGUCACACUAACAAAGCGGAUGCUGUCCGGAGCUGUGGGGCAGUUGCUUCUGCUCCUGCCUGCUUGCCUCAAGUGCUGCUCCCCAUGUAAACAAGAGUGACGUCAGUUCAAGGCAGCAAGCUGCACCAGGCAACCAGACACAAAUGGGACACUUGAACGUUGGUGGAUUCAAUCGAGGCAGGAAGCAAAUCGCUGCCAGCAUUUGAAAUAGAGCUCAGAGUCCCCGUCUCCAAAUUCCACAUCGCCGACCCCUCCUCUCCAUCCCAUCCCAUCUACCCACUUCUCUCCACCUCUCGUCAUCAAGUCUAAGACCAGACACCACGCCUUCAAUAGACCAUCUCUAUCAUCCACUCUCGAGCAAAUCCAACACUGCAAACAUGCCUUCUGAAGCUCAGGUUAUCGGCGGCCACAAGGCCAACCUGCACAAUCCAGACACCUCUGCUGAAGCCAAGGAGCACUCCAAGCAGGUUCUCAAGGAGGACUUCAACGUUAUCGUGGACGGCAACAAGACCAAGGACCUCAGCCACGUCGAGGCUGGCCUGAAGGGUGCCAUGCACAAUGAGAACCUCCCCGUCGAGUCCCAGUUUGCGGCUGCGGAGAAGCUGGGUGAGAUCAAGAAGUAAACGACAUGACGGCAUCAAAUGGUCGCAAGGGACCUUGGGCUUGACGGAUUUUCUUGGACGUUCUGCCGCUUCCGUGGUGAUUUGGGGCUGGGGCGGGCGCGACGAGGUCGCGUUUGUUAAUGGCAAAGCAAAGAUACCAAUGUGAUUUCACGCCAACCACUGGCACUAGCAAAUUGAUACCACUUCCCGAUUG